Funneliformis mosseae is the source of this 414-nucleotide messenger RNA. Lineage: Eukaryota; Fungi; Glomeromycota; Glomeromycetes; Glomerales; Glomeraceae. The record is from the annotation of a GenBank genome assembly.
AUGGAAUUGAUCUUACUAAAAGAAUACGUACUAAGGGUGGUUUUAUUGGGUAAAUCCUUUUCUGAAAAAAGGUUGGUGGGUGAUAAUCCAACUCCGCAAACCUUGAUCCAAAUUGAUAGAAAUCAACGUCAUAAGACUAUUGGUUUGUGCUUUAUUAAAUUGGUUUCAAUUAAAGAACCAAACUUAUUACCGACGAGAGCUUUAAUAGAUGUGAUAUUUGCGGGUCAAACGCUACCAGAUUCAGAUGCAUUAUGGGUCAUUAAAGCUUCCCGGGAUCAAAUUUCCUAUAAUGAUAUGUUUUCAUUACAACAUAAAUCUACAGAUACUCUCAUUGGGCGUGAAUCUGCUUUUAAUGAACACUCUUUAUAUAAUGAUUAUAUAGACGGCGAUUUUGCUGAUCACGUCGAAGGUUAG